AUGACAAAAAAGAUCAAGAAAGCUCAGCCAAAGGCAAAGGUGACUCAAAUUGACACCGAUGAUACUUUGUCGAUCUUGAAAUUAGCUUCGAGCGAGAGAACUACAUCUGCUGCCGAGAAGAGGCCAGCCGAGGCCCAACCAUCUGAAUCCCCAAAAUCAAAAAGGUCGAGGUCAUCUGCUGUAACCACAUCGGGGUCUCGAAAGCAGGAUUCCCCCUGGGCUCCCCAAAUCACAUUGGAGGAUAAGCCAGUUAGGGCUAGCGACAGAGCUGAUGAUAUCAAUGCCAUCCAGCAUACUCAUUCCUUCUCAAUACAAUUCUUUGAGAACCGGAAAGAACUGGCCGAUAAGAAGAGAGAAGUUGUCAGUCUGCAAAAGGCCAAUAAAAGCUUGCAAUCCAAGAUGAAGACCUUGGAGGAUCAAGCCGAGGCUGCUAUCAAGGCCCAAAAUAUCGCCGAAGAAAAGGCAGAAUCUGCCGAGGCCAUUAAGAAGGUUCUUGAGGCCGAAAAGAGAGAGGCCGAAGAGAAGAUGACCCAGGACCAGAAGGAACUUCAAGAAGCCCUGGCCACAAAAGCGGCCGAAGUCAAGGCCGCCGAUGAGAAGGAUGAGGAGGGUGAUGAGGUUCCCCAGGAAGCUACCCUUGAGCAGGCAUCAUUGGACGUGCCUCUCGCUGACAAGAGCCUUGAUCAAACCCUUCAAGAAAUUGAUGUUGAGCUUGCGGUCGAGAAGGUGGCCGAGAUGUCCUCCCAGCAGUCUUCCGAGAUCCAGACCCAGCCUGCUAAUGAUGCUGAAGAAUCUUAA
Molecule: messenger RNA, 798 nt
Organism: Camellia sinensis
Lineage: Eukaryota; Viridiplantae; Streptophyta; Magnoliopsida; Ericales; Theaceae
Source: RefSeq, a predicted model, not a curated record